CCGGGCUAGAUAUUAUCAGUCAAACCAUUUUUGUGUAGAGAAUGACCCGGUUUGUCACAUAUAUGUGGCCCAUCAUCAACCGAGUAUGUAGACAAUUUGUGUUUAUUCCACAGUGUAAUAUUUUAAGGGAUUUUCCUCAUUUAGCCAGCUAACAAGCUAGCUAGCUAAAUAACCCCGACUCUUCAUAAAUGUAACGAGCCGUGUUACAUAGCUGCCACGGACGAGGCAGACAAUUUGUUCGUCGUGCAGCCCAUUUUUAUUUUGUUCUUUGGUACGUUUUCUUUACUACUACACUCCAAAAAUGGAGUGUAAAUAAAUAUUGCUAUAUAUCGCUCAGGGAUAUCGUCAGAUCUGUCGGGGCUAGGAGGAGAUUCGAUUUUUUUUCCGGCCGGGGAUAAUAUGUCCAGGCGAAAACAGACCAACCCCUUCAAAGUUAAUUGGCUGUUCCCGGUGGGUCUGCAGGGCCCUGAGCUCGGUCUGGAGAUGGAGGGCAGGGAGGACUACGCGGAGGACAGCGAGUGCCACAGCAACAAUUCCCAAGAGGCCGAAGAGCAGGACAGCGUGACAGAGGACAGUGACAGCUACCUGGACAACCCUGGGGAAGACGACUCCUCCAGCACCUCUGCUGACGACAACAUGACCGGGACCAAGAGCGGGUGCCCCCUGCAGGAGGGAGGGGUAAAGGAGGAGAGUGAGGAGUGGGGAGACCUGAGUAAUGGUUACCUGUGUCCUCUCUGUACCCUGGAGUUCAGCAGCCCGGAGCAGCUCAUCGCACAUGUGUACCAGCACACGGCGAUGGUGGGCGGCAGUAAGAGCUACGUGUGCCCGGUGUGUGGGCGGGCGCUCAGCUCCCCCGGGUCCCUGGGACGGCACCUCCUCAUCCACUCAGAGGACCGCCUGUCCAACUGCGCCGUGUGUGGGGCACGCUUCACCGACACCAGCAACUUCAACAGGGAGAAGCUGCGGGAGGUGCUGGGCACGAGCAGCAUGGAGAGCAGCAGCAGCAGCGACGAGGCGUGCCCCAUGUCCCAGGCCCUCUGCGGCGCCCCCGUGCCCGACUCCAGCCCGGGCCCGGCCCUCCCCUCGCUCCCCGACAGCCUGCUGUCCCCCGGCCCCGCCCUGCCGCCGCUCCCCGACUCCCUGAGCCUGCCGCCGCUGCCCGACGUGCUGCCCCCGCUGCCCGUGUACCCCGCCGGCGCCCUGCUGGUGUGCAACAGCUGCGUGGCCUACCAGCAGCUGGCGGAGGCGCAGUCGCCCGGCGUGCGCAAGUGGGCGGCCCGGCGGCGGAACGAGCCCGCGGAGGCGCGGCAGCAGCGGCUGGAGCGCGAGCGCGCCGCCAAGAAGACCAAGCGGGCGCGCGAGUCGGCCGAGGAGCGGGAGCUGCGGCGGCUGCGCGACCGCGAGGCCAAGCGGCUGCAGCGGCUGCAGGAGACGGAGGAGCAGCGCGCGCGGCGGCUGCGCCGCGACCGCGACGCCAUGCGGCUGAAGCGCGCCAGCGAGACGCCCGAGAAGCGGCAGGCGCGGCUGGUGCGCGAGCGCGAGGCCAAGCGGCUGAAGCGGCGGCUGGAGAAGAUCGACCCGUCGCUGCGCGCGCAGAUCGAGCACGACCCCGCCGCCGUGGCCGCGCUCACCGCCGACAUGAGCCUCUUCCAGUUCCCCUGCCCCGCCCUGGACAGCAGCCUGUUCAUGAAGCUGCCGUAG
Conger conger (European conger) is the source of this 1701-nucleotide messenger RNA. RefSeq names its product zinc finger protein 821-like. Gene Ontology annotation, biological process: regulation of transcription by RNA polymerase II. Bases 400 to 1701 code for a protein of 433 amino acids. The transcript is spliced from 6 exons. NCBI's taxonomy places the organism in Eukaryota, Metazoa, Chordata, Actinopteri, Anguilliformes, Congridae. The record is from RefSeq and is a predicted model, not a curated record. Gene Ontology annotation, molecular function: RNA polymerase II cis-regulatory region sequence-specific DNA binding; DNA-binding transcription factor activity.